AUGUCGGCCGUUGUAUUUCAAAUAAAGGACAGCUUGUGCAUUCCGACUCCUUCGAAAAAGAGUAAUAGGCCGGGAGCAAAAUAUCUGCAGCUCUUAUGCCUCCUAAUAUUUACAAUGGUCUUCAAUCUUGAGGGGAGCCAUCUAGUGAUUGAAGCUCUUGUCGCGUUAUUCGGAAAAGGUUCACCGAGUUGCAGUCCACUAAUAGAUGCGCAAAAGCGAAGUGGAGGUCGAAGUGAACACUCACGCAGUUGCGAACCAAUACGGGAAAAAUUUGAUCUGCUAAUGGACGAGAACACGUAUACAUCAACGAUUGUAUCCCCCGGGUUUGGAGUUUCUAAAUGUGCUUUCCAGCCUGAUGUUCCUUCCUCCGCAGAUUUGCUUAUGCACAUUCUGGAAGGACAUCACGGUCAAGAUCUCUGCAGAAAGGGGAGACGAGCUGUACAGGGUGCUACCGUAACAUUCGUUGCUAAAAAGGAUGCUGAAAGUUAA
Molecule: messenger RNA, 489 nt
Organism: Ambispora gerdemannii
Lineage: Eukaryota; Fungi; Glomeromycota; Glomeromycetes; Archaeosporales; Ambisporaceae
Source: the annotation of a GenBank genome assembly